Messenger RNA from Sitophilus oryzae (rice weevil), 2660 nucleotides. RefSeq names its product homeobox-leucine zipper protein HAT1-like. Lineage: Eukaryota; Metazoa; Arthropoda; Insecta; Coleoptera; Curculionidae. The record is from RefSeq and is a predicted model, not a curated record. Gene Ontology annotation, biological process: regulation of DNA-templated transcription. The transcript is spliced from 2 exons. Gene Ontology annotation, molecular function: DNA binding; DNA-binding transcription factor activity, RNA polymerase II-specific. Bases 120 to 1166 code for a protein of 348 amino acids.
UUCACGUGCGUUUACGAGGACUGCUAACCGGCCCGAUUUGGUGCUAUGUGAAUUCGCGCGGGUGUCAGUUUUGGAAUGUGCGAGUGGCGCUCUCGAUUUUUUCGCUAGGGCAUCAAAAAAUGCAAGACGUUGCCGCCGGCUCGCCACAAGGUUCUAACGGCGAAAUGUCUCCCUACCUAGGAUCGAAGUACCCUAGUCCGGCGGUCUCUAGAUCUCCCAGUCCAUGCCGGGCAAUUUCAGAGGACGAAAUUAGUGUGGGGUGUCCUAGUCCGGCGUUAAGGAGAUCGUUCAGUCCAGAGUACGACGAAUCUGACGACUAUUUCGGACCUUUAAAACGGUUAAAAAUGAUUCCGGAACGACGUAUCUCUCCAACGGCUGAGGAGCGCGUGGAAGGUGUGAAAAGCUUCUCGAUUACGGAUAUUUUGAACCAUAAACCAUCCAGGUCUGUGACGGGGGGACGUAUAGUGCGGCCGUGGGACUUGGAUCCAGCCGAAGCCGAAGCUCAUCAGCGACGGUUGGAAAAUCUUCAUCGACAGUUAAAGGUUCAGCAGCAGUUGGCUUUGUUGAGGCCAGAUCUGGUGGCUUUUGGAGCUAGUUACACCUCAGAAACGGGUAGCGAUCGGUCGUCUAGCGUGGCCAGCGAUUGCUGUUCUCCCGAUGUGAUUAGUUCGUCGCAGCAACGGCAGAAGCAGCAACAGCAAGCUGGAGGGCCCGGAGCUACUCCGUUGGACGCGCUGUUCCAGAUGACGUCAAAAACCUUUGAUUCGUCAGCCGGAGAAUCAAGUGCAGAUGGCCAAAACAUGAGCAUGUUCAAUUCCCGACAGCAACCGAAAAAGAAACGAAAAUCACGCACCGCUUUCACCAACCACCAAAUUUUCGAACUGGAAAAGCGGUUCCUCUACCAGAAGUACCUCAGUCCGGCCGAUCGUGACGAAAUAGCCCAGAGUUUAGGUCUAACUAACGCCCAGGUCAUCACGUGGUUCCAGAACCGACGGGCCAAGUUAAAGCGGGACAUGGAAGAACUGAAGAAAGACGUGGAAAGCGCCAAAAUCUUAUCCGCCCACAAGAGUUUCCUGGAAAACGUCCAGGAUUUGGGCAUUCUCAAGAAGAAAGCAAUUGUUAGUGAUGAGGACUGUCCAAAGAACUUGGUCAUUAGUGAUAAAUGAACGCGAGUGAAACAUCUUCAAAGAACAUAGAAGAACGUUUAAAUUUUUCAAGUUCCUUAAAACUCUAUAUACUCUCUUUUCCAAUGGAGAAGGACAUUAUAGUGAUUUAUAUUUUGUUGUUAUAAUGAAUGUAAAGAUUUUCAGUAUUAGCUAAUCGAGGAGAUUCUAAAUUAUAGUGGGAAAUAUGUAUAUUUAUUAUAUUAUAUUGUAAAUAUGGUUAGGAUGUUAGAACACUUGAGUGCAUAAUAUGAUUAGGAAAUAUAUCAAUGUACUUUCAUUAACAAGUUUUAAUCCAGUAGCCAGCGAUCGUUUGUGUUUAGUUAUUUUACAUAACCUAAAAUUUAUUUCUAUGGAUACCUGUAUCUAAAUUUUAGUUCAACAACAGUAAUUUUGAUGACUGAUAACAAAAGCUGAUUUUAUCUAGAUAUGCCGAUACUUACCAAAAAAAUCAUAAUCAGCUGAUUGCAGUUUCAAAGAUUACGCUUCAGCUUUCUGAUAAAAUUUAUAAAAUAAUAUACUAAGUACUGGUGAUGUUGACGUGAGAUGAUCACAACGCACAUAUUACUAGGUAUCUCUAUAAAUUUAUCUAAACAGCCAAAUGUUUAAUGAACACAAUGUACAUAUUAGUAACGCUCUAAGUUUGACUAGACAAAUCUUGACGUUGAAAGCUGAGACACAAUCUCACAAUACGCAGAGUGAGCUGAUUAUGACUUUUGACUACAUUUAUUUCUACUUCAGCAUUAUGAACAUGUCGAUAGAAUAUUGGUUUCUGUUGUAAUAAUUUGUUUCUCUAUGUGGUUAAUUACUUUCUCUAUCUGGUUAACUGCUCUAGUUUCAGACUUCUUAGAUUUCAUGCAGCGAAUGUUUCAGCUUAUACUUUUAGAUUUUGAUCAUCUAAAUCGUUCGCUGGCUCCCGAGUUAUUUUGUGAAGUUAAAAAUGCGUAUGUAGAAACUAAUAAAUUUUAAUUCCUGAAAACUGCAGGUAUUAUUUACAAAUUAUGCAUUUUAAAAAUACAUCAGAAUUUAUUUAUUUUAUGAAAUAGGUCAUAAAAUGUUAAAAACAUGGGAAAAAUCUCAUUUAUGGCUUUGAAUCUUACUACAGCCGUACUAUAAGAAAAAAUCCUGAAGUUUUUUAGCCAUAAAUGUGAUUCAUCUAGAAUAUAGUAUGAACAUUUUAAACGUGAUUUACGAUUCAUUUUAUUAGCUGCUGCAAUAUUCUUUUAAACUCUCAUUUUUACUAUAUAAUAGAAGAACCUAGUGUCUUUUCUACAUGAGUAAUGAGUCCAGUUUUUUACAUUAAACAUAUAUGUAUUAAUGAUUUUAAUUUUUUAGAUAAACUUCCAAAAAAUUAUAGUCACAUUAGUCAAAUGACACAUUAUUAAGUUUUUAUUGAGUUUUAUAUGACUCAAGCUUGCCUACUUGAGGUAAUACCAGGAAAAGAUAAAUAUAAAUGGGAAUUUGAUUGAUAGGAUCCGAACAGGAAUGCAUGCUUAA